Messenger RNA from Lactuca saligna, 694 nucleotides. The record is from the annotation of a GenBank genome assembly. Lineage: Eukaryota; Viridiplantae; Streptophyta; Magnoliopsida; Asterales; Asteraceae.
CUCCGUGUUUUCGAACAAGAUAAGAAAAAAGCUCUGAUAACAAUGGCGCUACUAACGGCGUCGUCUGGACUGGCGACAGGACACGCUUCCAUUUCAUGCUUCGUCAAGCCUCAAUCGGCGUCAAUAAGAUUGAAGCCCAACUCCCCGGCGGUUUCGGAGCUAGGGUUUGUUACUUCUCAACUGAGUGGCCUCAAAAUUUCUUACGAACAAUGCACUUUACCCAAUAACCUCUCUUCCACAAUCAAGCUUCCUCUUCAACCUGUUGCUCGUAGAAUCUGCCCUUUUACUGGAAAGAAAUCAAACAGGAAAAACCUUGUAUCUCACUCAAACCACAAGACAAAGAAAUUGCAAUUUGUUAACCUUCAAUACAAGAGAGUAUGGUGGGAAGCUGGAAAUCGAUUUGUGAAAUUGCGUCUAUCAACCAAGGCAUUAAAGACAAUCGAAAAAAAUGGUCUUGAUGCUGUUGCUAAGAAAGCAGGAAUAGAUCUUAGCAAAAAAUAGUUUCAUUCCUUCGCACAAUGUUGUUAUAUUUCUGUUAAAACUGUCGCUUAAAAUUUCCUCUUUUCAAUGGAAUCAUGUUUCAAGUCUCCUAACAUGUUAUUGUGAUUUACAUCUCACUUGUUUUCAUAAAAUGUUGUCUUAAUUUAUGAAGAAUUCGAAAUAGAUUAAUCAUGGACAUGAUGUUAUACAUAUA